This is a messenger RNA of Knipowitschia caucasica, 918 nucleotides long. Lineage: Eukaryota; Metazoa; Chordata; Actinopteri; Gobiiformes; Gobiidae. The record is from the annotation of a GenBank genome assembly.
AUGGGUAACGUUUCUGUAGUUGAAGAAAGAAUCGUGUACCGGACUGUUGAGGGGCCCGCUCCUCCACCCCAGUCACUGUUGGACCAGCCGUGGAGGGGAAUUGACUGGAACAACAAGAAGAAACUUCUGGAGGAGAUAAAUAGGUACACCCCAAAGCAUGGAGAGAAACACCUGCGUGUGCUGGUGUAUGGCCCGGUCGGAGCUGGGAAGUCGAGCUUCAUCAACUCAGCCGCCAGUGCUCUGUAUGAGAGAAUCUAUAUUGGGGCAGAGGCUCAUACAACAGACGCAUCCUCUAGAAGCCACACUCUCAAGUAUACCACACACAACAUUUUCAAAGAUGGAGGAUAUUCUGAUGAACCAUAUCCAUUUGUCUUCAACGAUGUGAUGGGGAUGGAAGGAGGAGACAGACUGGGCAUGCAUCCUGAUGACAUUGUAAUGGUCCUGAAAGGCCAUGUUAAGGAGGGUUACAAGUUUAAUCCAAUGUCUCCACUCACUGACAAAGACCAUGGUUACAACAAAAAUCCUACAAUUAAUGACAAAGUGCAUGUUCUGGUCCUCAUGCUGUCUGCCGACUGUUCAGACAUUGACCCCACUAUCAUCGAUAAAAUGGAGAAGAUCAGGCAGACUGCGCAUGACUUGGGCAUUCCCCAGAUUGCUAUCGGUACUCAUGUUGAUACACUGUGUCCUGAGAUUCACAAAGAUCUUCAAAACAUCUAUCGGAGCAAACUCCUGUACACCAAGAUAAAAGAGUUCAGCAAAGCCGUGGGACUCGUUGAGAACUGCAUCAUGGGAGUGAAGAACUACAGUCAUGAAACUGACACUGAUGACAACGUCAGCACUCUCAUUCUGCUCGCUCUGAGGAACAUGAUUAAUUAUGGAAACGACUAUAUUCGUGCACACGCUAAAUCUCUGAAGUGA